Paraglomus brasilianum is the source of this 2793-nucleotide messenger RNA. The record is from the annotation of a GenBank genome assembly. Lineage: Eukaryota; Fungi; Glomeromycota; Glomeromycetes; Paraglomerales; Paraglomeraceae.
AUGGAUCCAAGUCUAUAUCAACAGCGCCAGCAACAAGACCGUGUCCUGUAUUCUCUCCCCGUUAACUCUCAAUCAGGAUCUUCUGUUGGUUACCCACAACAAUAUUUGACAUCUGCUUCAGCAAACAAUGCAGCUGCAUACGUGGGUUCAGGUAAUGGCGUUAACUCUAUCAUACAGAUCGCUGGCAAUCGCCCUAUAUAUCCGGCACCAGUAGCCUCAGUCUCUUCGCUUUCAAAUAACGGCAUGCCUCCAGCUAAACGAGUAGCUCUGGGCUCACCGUUACAAAAUGUGUACCAGAACAUCACUUCUAGUCCAAUGCAGAACCAAUUAUAUUCCCACUCGGGAAAUUUUUCUAACCAAGUACUGGCUACGGGAAGAUCGCCUGGGCAAACACCAACUAUGCUGAUGGGAAAUCCGAACGUAGAGGUGAAACCAACAGCAGGAACAGUUCCUGCUAAUCUGUACGUAUCGCUGGAAAAUGCAAACAGAUAUCAUCAAAUAGACCAAAAGCUUGCAGUUGGAAAUAUAAAUAAUAUAUUAAAUCAACCGCCAGUUCAACAGACGCCGUCACAAAAUACUCCACAACCAAACUUUGUGCAAACGGAUGACAGUGAUAUGUAUUGGUUAAAUAUUGGGGAUUUAAACGAAGAGUAUGAUUUUCCUUUCGCAGGAUCCGAUGCAGAAUACGUCAAUAAUGCGUCUGACUUUGCUUGGAACUCGCCAAUUCCGUCUAAUUUUGAUUUAAUGUCACACGAUUCAAAGCUCUAUUCAUCAAUUAGUCAAACUCAGCAGCCAUCACAGCAACAGCAGGAAACUGGUGACGAUCAGCAGCAAAAAUCUCAAGACCUUGACGAACAAAGUCAAGCAGUGCAGUCACAACAAUCAUCCCAAUCUCAUCAUCCUAUACCGCUGCAAAGUCUACAAAGCCAGCGAAACCAACAGCCUCCUCAUUUGAUAUCGUCACAGCAAUCACAGCAGCAAGAACACCAAGACCAACAGCAGACAAACGAAGAUUCGAUAUAUGGCCUUUCUUCCGUUUCAAUGAUUUCUUCGGGAUUAAACGCGCAAGAUUUAGCAUCAAAAAACAACCAGCAGUCUACCGUAUUAUUAGCCAGAUCAUCCAGUCCUACGAUACAAGCUAGCGUAGAUUCCCCAAAUGCUUUAUCUGAAGUAUUUAAUAAUCAGUCUGAUAAUCUCGAGCUAGAUUCACAAGUUCCUCUUGCUGUCAGUGAGGGGCAAACCCAGGAAUUGUCUACAUCAGACACGAACAAGGAUGAUGAAUCUCAACAAUCUGCCCAAUCCUACCAGUAUCCGCAUGCCUCAGGAUCUUCUAGCGACUUGUCGCCACCACUCCCGGGUAGUGUGAAAAACGCACCCGAUGAGUCACCCAAAGGAUCUCCGCAGCCAUCACAAGAGACGAACGAAUCACCUAUAGUUCAAUCUUCAUCGCUUUCUCCAACAAAGGAUGCACAAGCACCGGCUAAACAAACGCUUAAGAAACCGCAGAAAGUUGCCUAUAUUCCAAAGACGAGAACUGUGGAUACUUAUGGUGGAAUUGAUUUGCGAGUGUUUGAAAGACUCUCGGUGCCGUUGAACCUUCCAGCAUUGUUAGAACUUGGUGCUGUUGACAUUCACGCACUGAUAAUGUCACUCAAGAGUGAAAUGAAACUGGAAACGACCACUGCUCUUAAUACCUUAACCACGAUAACUUGUCAACGCAACCCGAUUAUUGACAUGAAGUUUUGUGGAGAACUAAUGGAUGUGUUAUUGGAUAUAAUAGUCAAGUAUGUUGACCGUGUCAGUGAUGGGACAAGAAUCAACCUCCAUAGUUCUCCAACGCCUAGGAAAUUUAAAUCUUAUCAAGCAUUGCUUCUCCAAGCGAAACAAGAACAAGAAGGAUUUUCAGAAGUAGUCUACGAGAAGAAGAAUUUGACUGAUGAAUUGUAUUCUCUGCGUGAACAAUGUUUAUGUGUGAUGAAUCUCAUACGAAAUUUUUCGUUCGCGGACAAUAAUCAGAUGUAUCUUGCGGCUCAUCCCAGAUUGCUGUACGUAUUGAUGCGGACAUUAUAUCUUGGAUUAGAUGAAGAAGGGGGGGUUUGUGAUGUUAGUUCCGAUAAAAAGUGCCGGCCAGUAGGAACAACAAGGAUGCGGAAAAGGGCUUUCGAUAUAUUGGAAUGUAGAAAGAGCGUCCUUAUCAUAUUUUCAAAUAUUGCUUCGUAUCUCUCUUUACCAUCAGUCAAUGUUAGCAGAGACAUUUUGUUAGUAAUUGCUGAUUUUCUGAGCAACGCCGAGGAAUAUUAUGUAGAAAUAGCUUUGGAAGUAUUUGCAAAAUUAUCAGUUGACUACGAGAACAGGCAACGAAUAGGGGGAUGUGACGAUGAAACGUUAUUAUUAAUAUUUAAGCCAUUGUUACAUAUGUUGCCUUGCGAAGAGAGAAUUGUUAUGACUAGGCAUCAGGACUUGGCUCAUCUGGAAACAGUAGUAAUGGCGAUGUAUAAUCUAUCAUCUCUAAGUAGAGAAGAGGUUCGAAAGAGUAUGGUUGGAACGACUGGCUUAAUCGGUAGACUAUUGAAACUGACGUUGACGUUGGCUCGUAGACAGCCUGAAUAUGAACAGAAUCCAUUCUUGGUAUUAUGUCGGCGCGCUGUGGAGACUCUGAAAAUGGUCUCUAAAGAUAAUAAGGGAGCUCUCCUUGUACAUACUGAACAAUUGCUAAAUGCGAUUCUUAAUCCCUAUAUAGAUCUAGUAAUUGUACAAGAGUUAGAGGCUGCUCUGUAUCCUGGUGAAUUAUGA